This is a messenger RNA of Musa acuminata AAA Group (dessert banana), 420 nucleotides long. Its product is annotated as dirigent protein 21-like. The transcript has a single exon. The coding region runs from base 1 to 420 and encodes 139 amino acids. NCBI's taxonomy places the organism in Eukaryota, Viridiplantae, Streptophyta, Magnoliopsida, Zingiberales, Musaceae. The record is from RefSeq and is a predicted model, not a curated record.
AUGGACCGACCGGAGCGCCACCACAGCCAGUCACACACACUGACCAUAUGGAUAACGGUGUGCUUCACCUCUUCCUUCCUCGUUCUUGUGAUUCUACUCCUUUCGUCCUUUGCGGCCAACGGUGGUUCUGAGACCACAAGAGCUCAUGGUGAACUAAAGCAGAAGCCGUGCCACCUCCACUUCUACUUCCACGACAUCCUCGACGGUCGUAACGCCACCGCCGUUCGCGUCACCAAUCCACCGAUGGUCACCGUGAUAGAUGACUUGCUCACGGAAGGCCCCGAGCUGACGUCAACGCCCGUCGGCCGGGCGCCGGGGUUCUACGCGUCGGCGUGCCUGCAGGAGGUGGCCUUUCUCCGAGCCAUGAACUUGGUGUUCGGUCGGGGGAACUACAACGGCAGCAUGCUCACCGCUUCAUGA